This is a messenger RNA of Cinclus cinclus, 1493 nucleotides long. It is a transcript of the gene RBM7, whose product is annotated as RNA binding motif protein 7. Gene Ontology annotation, biological process: regulation of alternative mRNA splicing, via spliceosome. Bases 25 to 849 code for a protein of 274 amino acids. The record is from RefSeq and is a predicted model, not a curated record. The transcript is spliced from 5 exons. Gene Ontology annotation, cellular component: nucleus. Gene Ontology annotation, molecular function: single-stranded RNA binding. Lineage: Eukaryota; Metazoa; Chordata; Aves; Passeriformes; Cinclidae.
GCUAGUUCAGAUCUCGGCGGGGCCAUGGGGGCAGCGGCUGCUGAGGCGAACCGGACGCUCUUCGUGGGGAACCUGGACCCCAAGGUCACCGAGGAGCUCAUCUUCGAGCUCUUCCACCAGGCGGGCCCCGUGAUCACCGUGAAGAUCCCGAAGGACCGGGACGGACGGCCCAAGCAGUUCGCCUUCGUCAAUUUCAAACACGAGGAGUCGGUGCCGUACGGGCUGCGGUUGCUCAACGGGAUCAAGCUGUACGGGCGGCCCAUGCGCAUCCAGUUCCGAUCAGGGAGCAGUCAUGCAGCCCAGGAUAUCAAUCCAUCCUGUUCCCAGCUCGGAGCUGCUGGCACCAACCCUCCUGGGAUGCCUCAUCCAGCAUCCAACUGCAGCAGGUAUGAGAGGGUUCCAGAUGGCAUGGCCACUCCGGGGUUCCAGUCAAGCCUGCAGAGACAAGCGGUGAUGAACAGCGCGGCUCGGCAGCAGCCCCAGUUUGGGGGGAAAUACGAGCAGCCCGGCUUCCCCCCCGCUGGCUACCCGCACUCCUUCCACGGCCUGCCCAGCUCCCCGGGGCCGCGGCGCCCCGAGGGGCCGGCACCGCGCAAGGGCCGGCUGGGCGGCCACCCCUACCCCCCGGACAGCCGCCACUUCGGCCGCGAGCGCUUCGGGGACUGCGGCCCCGACUACGGCCGGGGCAAGCGGGAGGAGUACGGCUUCGAUGAGAGGGGCCACGAGGCCGAGCACCACUACCGGGGCGGCCGUGAGGAGCACUAUGACGACAGGCACCGGGACAGCUGGAGCUACGAGCACCGCAGGGAGAGCUACAGAGAAGCCAAGUGGCACUCGGCGCGGCACUGAUGGACUCGAGGGCAAAGCGAACGUGACCUGUUUCUCACAGAGUACAUGUAUAAACCCCCCUCCCCCGAAACAAAAAAAAACAGUGAAGUCACCUUUUAGUGUUUGUAAAAAUACCAGCGGUGCAGUCCUGCCAAACUCUGGUCUCAGUAUUAAAUGUGUUAACUCACACUUCAGGGCUUUUACAUAGGGUAAAAAAAGCCAGAGUGAAGUGUUGGAGAAACCACCACCCUGUCCUUGUGUCAGAGAGAAGUGCUGUUAGAAUUUUUUUAGGAGAAAAGAACAUCUGUGUUAGAUGGAAGGGUUUAGCAUUUUGUGGGACAGAUGCUGCUUGGCAUCUGCAACAUUCCUCAUGUUUUUUAUACAGUCAUAGAAAUCACACAAUGGUCUGGGUUGGUAGGUACCUUAAAGACCACCUCACUCCACCCCCCUGCCAGAGGCAGGGACACCUUCCACUCGACCAGGCUGCUGAGAGCCCCGUCCAACCUGGCCUUGAAUGCUUCCAGUGAUGGAGCAUCCACCAUUUCCCUGGGUAACUUCUUACAGUGCCUAAGCACCUUCACAGUAAAGACCUUUUUCGUAAUAUGUGAUCCAAACCUACUCUCUUUCAGUUCCCCGUUGUCCAUUUAAAAUACUACUAUAUUGUC